AUGAUAAAGAAGAAAAUUUCUAAAUUUACUCCUUUUGAUAGAGUAUUGGAUGGGCUGGAAUAGGAAGAACUUAUUGAUGAAGAUGUUAAUAUGAAAAUCAUAAAAGUAUAUAAUAGAAAGAAAAAUAAUAAAAUGUUUCUGUUGGAAAGAUUAAUCUCGAAUGAAAAAGAACAUUUAAAGUACAUAGAUGAAAUACACAAAUAUGAAAUCAUUAAUUCUGAUGGAUUAUUAUGCAUAGAUAAAUGGGUAUAUAUUUAUUGUUAACUAGACAUAUGACAUGUUGAUUGAUUAAAAUUUAAACAAAUUAUACAAGUUUAUUUUAGUGUUUGAUACCUAUUCAUAGAAUUUAAAUUAAUAUCUGGAGAACAUAUAGGUAAUUUAUUUAAUUAAAUUAGUCAAAAAAAAUAUAAUUAUUGAAAGAGGACAUUGUUGUAUUCUUUAGGGCAAUAAUCUUGUCAAUUAAUUAUUUGCAAUAAUAAUAAGUCGUUACUUUUAAUCCUGUGACAAUGUCUUGCAUUUUGAUUUGUUCAGAUACAUGUAUGAAAUUUAAUUGCAUUCCAAUUUUAUUAACUUAACAUUCCUUAGAAAAAGCAAAAAAGGAAAGCUUACUAUAUCAGGCACCUGAAUAAGUGAAGGAUUAUAAAAAUAUUACUCACAUCUACUCUCAAGCAGUUUAUUCCUUAGGACUUAUAUUUAUAUAGCUCUUUUUAUUAAAACGCAUAGACUAAUUAAGGAAAUUUGAAGAUAUCAAAUAAAGUAUCAAAGAGAUCUAAUUGAAAUAUGGAGACACCUAUAAAUCCUACUUAGAAAGCAUGGUGGAACAGGAUCCACACAAAAGAAUAAAGUUAUAAGAGCUCUGUCAAACGCUAUCAAUUUAGGAACCACAAAAGCUGAUAAAGGACAACUUAAAAAUAACAUUUUCAGAGACUUUUGAAUAUUAUCGUAAGUAAUAUUGUAUACUGAAUGUACCUGAAGCUCGAUCUAUCGCAUAUGGAAUUCCUUGGACUAGGAAUAUUUUAUAAUCAAAUUUGUUUAAAAUGAAAAAUUACUUCUUAGAGCUACUAGAUUUGUCUCAAUCGUAAUAGAUUUCAGAAUAGGCUGUGACUAUAAUAUUUGAAUAGUUUCGAGUUUUUGUAAUAGGGGGAAUGAAUUGUCACUUAGUUUAUGAGUUAGAUGAUGAGAUACCAGCAUUAAAAGAAGUGACAUAAAUUCCUUAAAGUAAUACGAACAGAUGGGGUUUCGGAUAUGUUAUAUGUAGAUAAAUUAGUAUAUAUUAGAGAAAAUAAUUAGCUGCUGUACAUUUGUUCUGGGUAUAGUGAUUAAGCAUUGACUGCUAAUACCUUUUGUUACAAUAUUCAAACUUAAAAGUGGGCUAAAUUAAGUGAUUGCCAGAAGCCAGGAAUAGGAUGUUCCUUGGUUUGUUAUAAUAACUCAAGUAUUUUCAAAUAUGGGGGAGUUGAAAUCAAUAACAAGCCUCUAAAUUAUGUUGAAGAGCUGAAAAAUAAAGAAUGGCAAGUUAUAAAUUUUAAAAAACCUCACUUUAUAUUACCCAGCUUUAGUUUUGCAUACUAGGUAAAUCCAACCUAGAUUUUUAUUGUUGGAGGAUAUUUUGAUAAAGUGCCUAAUACAAAGGUCAUAGUGAUGAAUAUCGAUACUUAAGCUCAUCAUAUAGAUUCAAGAAAGGAGUAAACAUAUGUUGAGUUCAUAGUAAAUGAAUUUUUAGACUAUGGAAAGUAUGGCCCUGUAGAAGCAAUGCAAAUAAGCACCAAUUAGUUAUUUUUGUUAUAAAAAAGAAAUGAGAAGUAACAAUACUUAACUGUGUAAGAUUAAGCUGGAUUUGUAGAGUUGCGAAAGAUACAUGUCUGA
This is a messenger RNA of Paramecium octaurelia, 1866 nucleotides long. Lineage: Eukaryota; Ciliophora; Oligohymenophorea; Peniculida; Parameciidae. The record is from the annotation of a GenBank genome assembly.